Messenger RNA from Helicoverpa zea (corn earworm), 2720 nucleotides. RefSeq names its product ribosomal protein S6 kinase 2 beta (gene S6kII). NCBI's taxonomy places the organism in Eukaryota, Metazoa, Arthropoda, Insecta, Lepidoptera, Noctuidae. Gene Ontology annotation, biological process: intracellular signal transduction; protein phosphorylation. The transcript has 14 exons. The record is from RefSeq and is a predicted model, not a curated record. Gene Ontology annotation, molecular function: ATP binding; ribosomal protein S6 kinase activity; magnesium ion binding. Bases 134 to 2440 code for a protein of 768 amino acids.
UCAAUGGAUGUACGAAUUCACGAUAGUCGUGUUUUAUGAAUGAGAAAUGGAAUUUAAAGUGAUUUCGUUUUGAUUGGUUUUAUUAAUUGUUAAGUAUUCUACAGUGAAUGUUUAAGUGCAAAAGUGGUAAACGAUGCCUUUGGCCAACACCUCCGAUCCUUGGCGAAUGCAGAAUGUUGGAGAUAACACGCUUGGAACAUCUGCACAGCCAGCAAAUAGUCUUCCAAUAGUAGUGGAGAACUCGGCUGAGUCUCGGCAAGCAUCAACAACUGAGAGUCUAGACACAUCUGGUGACAUAAGCGAAGAAAGAGAAGUGGAAAUACAAGAUGUUGUUAAAGAAGGACAUGAUAAGGCAGACCCGUCACAAUUUGAAUUGCUCAAAGUUCUUGGUGAAGGUUCCUUUGGAAAAGUAUUUUUAGUACGAAAAGUUACUGGUGCAGAUGCUGGCACACUCUAUGCCAUGAAGGUACUUAAAAAAGCUACAUUAAAAGUAAGAGAUAGAGAACGUACAAAAAUGGAGAGAAAUAUUCUAGUUGAAAUGGGCCAUCCAUUUAUAGUUAAAUUACAUUAUGCAUUUCAAACUGCUGGUAAACUAUACUUAAUUCUAGACUUCCUCCGUGGUGGUGAUUUAUUUUCUCGACUCAGUAAAGAGGUAAUGUUUACUGAGGAGGAUGUAAAGUUUUACCUAGCUGAACUAGCUUUAGCAUUAGAACAUGUACACAAGUUGGGAAUAAUAUACAGGGAUCUCAAACCAGAAAACAUUUUAUUAGAUGCUGAUGGCCAUAUAGCACUAACUGACUUUGGCUUGUCUAAACUCCCUCCAACUAGUGAUAAAGCCUAUAGUUUUUGUGGCACUGUGGAAUAUAUGGCACCAGAGGUAGUCAACAGGAGAGGACAUACAUUUGCAGCAGACUGGUGGUCUUUUGGUGUACUUAUGUUUGAAAUGCUGACAGGAAAUUUACCUUUCCAUGGCUCAACACGACAUGAAACUAUGACACAAAUAUUAAAAGCAAAACUUGGCAUGCCAUCAAAUCUUAGUGAAGAGGCGCAGUCUCUAUUGAGAGCAUUAUUCAAAAGAAAUCCACAAAACAGAUUGGGAGCCGGACCUAAUGGCAUUGAAGACAUUAAGAAUCAUGAGUUUUUCGCAAACAUAGAAUGGGAUGCGCUUUAUAGGAAAGAGGUGGUGCCUCCAUUCCGGCCGGCGGUGUCUCGCGCUGACGAUGCGUUCUACUUUGAUUCGGAGUUUACGUGUCGCACGCCGCGAGAUUCGCCCGGUGUCCCCGCUUCGGCGAAUGCACAUGAACUAUUCCGCGGUUUCAGUUUUGUGGCGCCCUGUUUACUCAACGAUGACAGUAACAAAACGGUUACAAAUCAAAAUCAGAAUCAUGCUGCUACGAAUAAUAAGACGUCCACCGAAGAUUUUUGGGCAGGAUUUGUCAAUAGGAAUAAUUUCUUUGAUGAAUACAGAUUAAUGGGAGAACUAGGCACCGGAUCGUUUUCAGUUGUCCGCCUCUGUGAACACAAAACCUCGAGAGUCCAGUAUGCAGUUAAGAUCAUGGAUAAAAUGCAAUAUGAUCCUCGUGAAGAAAUCGAAAUAUUAUUGAGAUACAGCCAACACCCGCACAUUAUAACCCUGCGGGGAGUAUACGAGGAAGGCGGGCGCAUCCUCGCAGUAACAGAGCUGUGUCGUGGCGGUGAGCUGCUUGAGCAUAUCACGCAGCGCCGUUACCUGCCCGAGCACGAGGCCGCGCCCAUACUGAGGAAUGUCCUUCACGCCAUACAUUAUCUGCAUCGCCAUACCGUUGUGCAUAGAGAUAUAAAACCUUCGAACAUAUUGUUCGCUACGUCUGAGAAGAGGCCUGAGGACAUUCGUCUAGUGGACUUUGGUUUGGCGAAACAGUUGCGCGCUGAAAACGGCCUACUGAUGACGCCGUGUUAUACUGCUAACUUCGUCGCUCCUGAGGUGCUAAAGCGGGCUGGAUAUGAUGCCGCUUGUGAUAUAUGGAGCUUAGGUGUGCUAGCUUAUAUUAUGCUGUCUGGAAGAACUCCAUUCGCUUCAACUGGAGAUGAUACUCCUGAAGCAAUUUUAGCGAGGAUCGAGUCUGGAAAGGUAGAGCUAUCCUCCGGCGUGUGGGGCAGCGUGUCGGGCGGGGCGCGCGCGCUGGUGCGGCGCCUGCUGCAGCUGGAGCCGGCCGCGCGGCCCCGCGCCGCCGACCUGCUGCGCGAGCCCUGGCUGUGCGCGCCGCCGCCGCCGCCCGCGCACCCCGCGCCCGCGCCCGCAGACCAGCCCGCGCCCGACCUGCGCCGCGCCGUCGAUCUCACCUUCCAGGCAAUGACCGCUUCGCCGCUGACACCGCAAGUGUUGGGUCCUGUGUCACAAUCAACUCUUGCGCAGCGUCGCAGUAAACCCCAACGACGAUUCCCACCUACGCAACUUUAAAGUUCCAAGGAGUUUAGGUAUCACUCGAUAUUGUAAGUACAUGCUUUAUAACGUACCAUCCAAGACUCCGGUUAUCGUAUCUUCUUAAAGGAAACCGUAAAGGUUUUUUCAAAUUUAUUAUUUUAAUUAUUAUCAAUUAUUUGAUUGACAGCUCCGCGUUUUUGUAACUGCUAUAGUCUGUUUUUUGAUCUCGUAGACUAAACUGACAUUACGAGUGUUGUCAGUUUAUUGCAAAUUAUUAAAUAGUGAUGUGGCACGACCGAAACUUAGCGUUAAUAAA